Zeugodacus cucurbitae (melon fly) is the source of this 3993-nucleotide messenger RNA. Its product is annotated as signal transducer and transcription activator-like. The transcript has 12 exons. Gene Ontology annotation, biological process: cell surface receptor signaling pathway via JAK-STAT; regulation of transcription by RNA polymerase II; regulation of cell population proliferation. Gene Ontology annotation, molecular function: DNA-binding transcription factor activity, RNA polymerase II-specific; RNA polymerase II cis-regulatory region sequence-specific DNA binding. NCBI's taxonomy places the organism in Eukaryota, Metazoa, Arthropoda, Insecta, Diptera, Tephritidae. The coding region runs from base 1307 to 3535 and encodes 742 amino acids. The record is from RefSeq and is a predicted model, not a curated record.
AAGAGAUGAGAAAACAAUUUUAGAUCGUAAGUGUACAUUUUAUUUAUUUACGCUCCAAGUAAUAGUAAAAUUUUGUUGGAAUUUUUCAUAAAAUUGCACUAAAAAUAUUUCGGGGACUUACAUGUGUGUUAAAUUGCACUGGUAUCAUUGAAAUUUAUUUUCCAAAUACGUGAACUGAACGAAUGAGAAUUUCGAGAGAAUGUUUGUUAAUAGGUAGUGGAAUAUAUUAUUCACUUUGUAUAUGCAUAACAUUUAAAUAUUAUUUUAAUUAGAAUUUCAAAAGCAAUAAAUUUAAAAUUUUUGUUAACACUACUGCAUAUUGCAUAUAAGUAUUUAUAAUAUUAUUGUAUCUACCGUUUGUAUGGCAACAUUAGGAUGCAUGGAAAUACAACCGUGUGCAUAAAAAUAACUACAUAUGACGCCGAUAGCAGAGCAGAACGGAUAAAGACUUCGGCUAUUUCAUAUGUCGUAAAUUUUGUUCUCGAGUUAAUUUUUAUUAGUGAAUUUUGUUAAAACUGUGUUUAAUGGUGAAAAUAUUGAGUUCUUAAGGAUCAAUACACUAUAUAUUAUUAAAUAUAAAAACUUCGAAACAGAUGUGACAAAUUUGUACGCGAAUACAUAAUAAACGCAAAAUUUUAUAGUUGAAAAGUUUUUCAUUAUAAAAACAAAAAAAAAAUAAUAAUCAAAUUCGCAUGCACGAAAAUUGGACAACCAAAAAAAAGAACAAAUAAAACAAGUUAUAAAUACAAAACGAAUCGAUUCAUCCACUCAUCCACACUGCUUGGUGCACGGUUAAUUCAGAUUUAUAAUAUUUUCGGAUUGUGAAGUGCGUUCAUUGGAUACGGUUUGGUUAUCAGACACACUAAAGAGUGCAUGGGACAUUGCACAUCAACAUCACUACUAAAAUCACCACCACCACCACAACUAUCACUACCACUACAAUAACAACAGCAACUACUACUCCCAACUUCAACUUCAACCACAGGCAUUAAUGUCAAUAUAGGCGCUUUAAUCAGUAUAAAAACGCAAUUAGUUAAGUUGCAGGACAUCAUAAGCAUCUCAGCGCCUUCUACUGCAUAUUUGUGGCCACGCAUGUUGUACAUUGACCGAAGCAAAUAAGCAAGAACAAGCUAAGGGUAUUGUUGCGCGCGCGAGAUAUAUUUUGCAUACAUACAAGUAACGUGAGAAAAAAAGAACAAAAUUAAUAAAUUUGCAAUCGAGAGUCGGUUAUAUAGUAAAUCAAAAAUAAGCUAAUUGCACAUACGCACACACAUACACACACACACACACAUCGCUGCUCACCACAAUGAGUCUGUGGAAGAGUAUCGCUCUCUUUCCAGAGCUUGAAAAGCGCAUGACUCAAUACUACGACGUCAAGGGCCUCGCCGAGAUACGCGUGCAAUUUGCACCGUGGAUUGAAGAGAUAAUAAUGUCCAAUCACGAACCGCCGAGUAACGAAAAAAGCUUCGAACUAUUAGUCAACACAUUCUACGAGGGACUCAAACAGAAACUCAUUACAUUGGAUGGUGAUAGUUUAUUGAAAUUUAAACUUCGUGAAAUUGUCGCACAUCUCACACAAACCGCACCCGUCGAGCUAUUUUCAUACGUGCGUAACGGUUUACUACGUGAAAUUCAGGCAUUAAAGGAAGGAAUGCCUCAAAAUCCCUACAUGUAUAAUUCAAAUAUUAUUGGUGGUCAUGUGAAUGGUAUUGGCGGCAUGAAUGCAGGUAAUCCCUAUUUAAGCGGUGGCGGCGGCGUCGGCGGCGUCGGCGUUGGCAACGUUAAUGAUGUGCAUAUGACCGAUGAUGCGUAUACCUUGCCGGCGCGCAUACAAAAAUUAGCCGUCGAUGUGGAGAAUAUGCGUUUGGCUCUAACGAAUUUUCAAGCUGAACAGGAUUCGGUGUACAAUUAUUUUAGUGAUUUCAAUCAAACGCGUGCAAUGAUGUCGCCACAAGAGAUACAGGAGCGUGAAAAUCAAUUCAAGGGACAGUAUCUUAUUUUAUCCGAACGUAAGCAGGUGGUCGUAACCGAUUUGCGACGCGUUAUCAAUGAAUACGAUAAGGUGCAGGACCAAGUGAUAAUGGCAUUGAAAAUGUGGCAACGUAAUCAAGCGUUGGCUGGCAAUGGUGCGCCAUUCCAUGAUAAUUUAGAUGACAUACAACGCUGUAUAGAGAUGUUGGUGGAUAUGAUUGCCAAAAUUCAAUCAUACGUUACUAAUCUGCUUGCGAUGGGCGAUGAUCCCGCAUUGACUGAUUCGCUAAAUCACGUGCGUUCCAUACAAAGGAUACUAGUGUUGUCCGCUUUUAUAGUGGAACGUCAGCCGCCACAAGUGAUGAAAACACAUACGAGAUUUGCUGCCGCUGUACGAUGGUUGAUUGGCCCACAACUCGAUAUUUUUAAAACUAGUCCAAAUAUUGAAUGUGUCAUCCUCUCAGAGGCCCAAGCUCAACGACACGCUGCACUUAACAGCACCACCGAUAUGCAAACAACCGCUCCACCGCAGUCUUCUGGUGAAAUCUUGAAUAACAUGAGCACUAUGGAAUUUCAGCAUGCUACACGCGUAUUUUCAGCUAGUUUUAGAAACAUGCAAUUGAAAAAGAUUAAGCGUGCCGAGAAGAAAGGCACAGAGAGUGUUAUGGACGAGAAGUUCUCUUUACUAUUCUAUACAACUGUCGUUUUCAACGAAUACAAGAUAAGCUGCUGGACACUUUCUUUGCCAGUUGUUGUGAUUGUACACGGCAAUCAGGAGCCACAGUCUUGGGCCACAAUCACUUGGGAUAAUGCAUUUUCCGACAUAACGCGUGAACCCUUCCAAGUACCAGAGAAAGUACGCUGGGCGCAAUUAUCUGUGGCUUUGGAUACGAAGUUUGGUUCGGCGACCGGAAGAAAUUUAACCGAAGAUAAUUUGAAUUUUCUUUAUGAGAAACUUUUCCGCAACGAUGCUGGCGAACAUAAUGAGUUCAUAACAUGGGCUCAGUUCUGCAAAGAACCUUUGCCAGAUCGAACUUUCACCUUUUGGGAUUGGUUCUUUGCCAUAAUGAAAUUGACAAAGGAUCAUUUGUUGAAUCUGUGGAAAGAGGGUCUUAUUGUUGGUUUCAUCAAUAAACGCAAGACUUUGGAAGAGAUUUUACCAAGGCAACAAUAUGGCACGUUCUUACUGCGCUUCUCCGAUAGUGAAUUGGGUGGUAUAACGGUGGCUUUUGUGGACGAUCAGGGCAAUAAGCUUAUGCUGGCACCUUGGACGUCACGUGAUUUAAAUAUCCGCUGUUUGGCGGAUCGCAUACACGAUCUGAACGUAUUACGUACUGUCUAUCCAAAGAUGUUGCCACGUGAUGAAGCAUUUGUAACCUUCUAUUCACACCACGUCGAAGAACAAACAACACGUGAUGGCUAUGUUCCAAAUACAAUAAGAGCACAUGUGCCGGCCAUAGAGGGGGGCGGUUCCGUGGUGGGCACACCGCUGCAUCAGUCACAAGAUAUGUCGAUACCAAAUAAUUAUAUCGAUGAACUUGGCUUCGAUUGGAGUAUCAUCUGAAAUGGGUGGGCUGUAUGUAAUUGGUAUGAUAAAUGGUCAAAUGUUUAGUGGAGUGUGCAACAUGUCGUGCAACAGUUGCUCAAGACUUUUAAGCAGUUUUAGUGAUUUUGAUGCAAUAAUUUAUGAUGGAUGCGGUUAAAUACAUACAAACGCACGCACUGAUUUACAUUAAAAAUAAAGAAAAACACACACGUUAAGAAAUUGAUUGAGAGGAGCAAGGAAAAUAAUAACAAUAACAAUAAAAAACAACAAACAAAUAAACAAAUACAAAAAAAACACAUAACUUAUACUACAAAAAAUACAUUUUAACUAUUUGCCAUCGUUAUAUAAAGUAUAUAAUUGCUUAGAAAUUGUUGCUUUUCUAUUGACUUUAUGAAUUUUACAACAACAAUAACAAACAUUUGCAUAUAUAUAACACACAUAUGUAUAUGGCAAGAGUAAGCGGGAGAGUAACGAAU